AUGAAUCUUCUCACCGUCGCCGUUUUUGCCAGCCUUAUGGUUGCUACUAUGGGUACCUAUGGUGGCAUCGGCGGGUUUGGUCGUGGUAUUGGACUUCAUGGGGGUCUUGGAGGUUUUGGGGGUCUAGGGGGCCUAGGAGGUCUUGGAGGCGGUCUGUACGGAGGUCUAGGUUAUGGAGGUCUUGGGGGUUUUGGUCUUGGUGGCCUUGGAGGUCUUGGUGGGCUUGGAGGUCUUGGGGGCCUUCGAGGUCUUGGGGGCCUUGGAGGUCUUGGGGGCUUUGGAGGUCUUGGAGGCUUUGGAGGACUUGGAGGCUUUGGAGGACUUGGAGGCGGCCUGUACGGAGGACUUGGUUUUGGACGCGGUCUCCAUGGACUGGGAGGUCAUGGUUUCGGGGGCUUCCGUGGAUAUUAA
This is a messenger RNA of Haliotis rubra (blacklip abalone), 411 nucleotides long. Its product is annotated as glycine-rich protein 23-like. The transcript is spliced from 2 exons. The coding region runs from base 1 to 411 and encodes 136 amino acids. NCBI's taxonomy places the organism in Eukaryota, Metazoa, Mollusca, Gastropoda, Lepetellida, Haliotidae. The record is from RefSeq and is a predicted model, not a curated record.